Acaromyces ingoldii is the source of this 1671-nucleotide messenger RNA. RefSeq names its product SET domain-containing protein. Bases 1 to 1671 code for a protein of 556 amino acids. The record is from RefSeq and is a predicted model, not a curated record. The transcript is spliced from 2 exons. NCBI's taxonomy places the organism in Eukaryota, Fungi, Basidiomycota, Exobasidiomycetes, Exobasidiales, Cryptobasidiaceae. Gene Ontology annotation, cellular component: nucleus. Gene Ontology annotation, molecular function: protein binding.
AUGGCCGGCGACAAGGGGCGCGGCCUCUUUUACAGGCCGCAGAUCAAGAACGACAGCAGCAUCACAAGGGGCACACUGCUUCUGCGAUUGAAGCCAGACAUCUGGGUGCCACUGUCGUCGAGGAUUGCCUCGCACUGUUAUCGCUGCCUGGCCCCUGCGAACAAGCCUGCGGCCUUGGGAGACAAACAAGGCGAAACGAAACGCGACCUCUUUCGAUGCAAGGGUUGCCGCAUUGCGCGAUAUUGCGGCGAGUCGUGCCAGCGAGCUGAUUGGCCCUCGCACCGCUCCGAAUGUCGGGCAUACAAGAGGGCAUCAUCCGUAAAAGGCAGCGACGUCGAGCCGGGAACAUCGGUGCGCAUGCUCGCCAGGCUUGCCGCGGCCAAGAGCAUGGACCCGAAGCUAUGGAGGCGAAUCGAGUCGUUGCACUCGUAUCGCAGCGAGCAGAACAAGGGAGGACUCACGUCUGAAGCUGAGGCAGCCUUUGCGACCGCUGCUUUCCUCUGUUCCCCUCCUUCAUCGGCAGGCUCCACUAGCGACGAAAAGCACCAAGCAGAGGUCUUGCACGAGCUCGGCUUUGACUCGUCAAGGGAUCUCCUCGAUCUAGUCUGCAAGCUCAACGCAAACUCGAUCACUGUCACCGCCUCUGACCUGGCGCCCGUGGGCAUAUGCCUCAGCGUGACGGCCGCCAUGCUCAACCACUCGUGUCAUCCAAAUGCCGCCGUCGUCUUUCCAGACGGGCCCUCUACUUCUGUCGAGAGCAUGGCUGUUGUGGCCAUUCGCGACAUUGCGCCAGGUGAAGAGAUUGUGACGAGCUACAUCGACGUGACGGACGGCUUUGUCGCUCGCCAGGCCCAGCUGCAGAGGCUCUACUCUUUCCAGUGCGCCUGCAAGCUUUGUCGACGUGUCUCAAAAGCGAGCUUCGUCGACGCGCGAGAGGCGCGGUGGUGCCAAAUGACGAAGGAAUGCACAGGCUGGUAUGCCAAGGCGCAGCGAAGGUGUACAAAGUGCCAGAAGGAGCAUCCAUACGACGAGGACGAGGAGACAAAGCUCGAAAAGGCAGUCAGAGAGGCCGAAGAGGCUCUGCAGAAAACGAAUGAAGAAGAUUCCAUGACGACGUGGCAAGGUGUGCGAAGGCACGUCAAGUCACUCUCAGGGUCCUUACCGCCGUCCGCAUACCCUCUGCUUUCACUCCUGAGAGCUGGCCAGACGGCGCUAGUGACUCUCGCCUCGACGGCCCUGGAUACAGGCAUGGGUGAGCGUGCCCUCGACCUCUUCGAUGAGGCCACGCGCUUCGCCAUGCUCGUCGUGGCUGGGAUGAAUGCAAGGGGAAUCAUGGUCGAAGGACAUCCAGCGAGGGCGAUUGCGAUCCUGACGCUGGCAAAGCUCCUUCUCACCGACGUCUACGAAGCCGUGGCAAGUGCUCCGUCUUCGAAGGCCCCAUCAGGUCACGGUGAGACCUCCGUCCUUGAUCGGCCUCCUGCGCUACCGCCAAGGGGACUGCAGCGGGUCUUGACGGGAAAGCAGAUACUGGAACAGGCCAUCAAAGAGUUGACCAUCGGCUUCGGGCGUCAAGACGGGGGUGGACAACUGACACGGCUUGCAAAGGAAAUGAUGCGACACCUCGAUGAUGAGCUCAAGCUCUUUUCGGCAGGGGCUCGUUUGCAGCAGUAA